GAUCUUCCAAUCUUUGCGAGCGAUGCAAGCGCUGCAAGUCCUGCGAGUGGAAGUGAGGAUGCCCCGGCAGUUCAGGUUCAUCGAUCACUCAGCGUUGAAGAGGCAGAGCCCUCGCAGCCAAGUGCAUCCAGUCCUACGGAGCCACCGCAACCGGCAAGUGUGGGCGACAGGCUGCAGGCAGCCAUCCAAGCCCGCAUCCAGGCAAAAAAGGCCGACGUGGCGAGCGCACCGGACUUGCCACAGGCAGAGCAAACGGAGGAGCCGCCAGCGCAGGCCGUGGAGGUAGAAGAGGAAGAGGAGGAGGAAGAGGGCGUACUGGAGGUACUGGAGGACUCUGAUGGCCAUGAGAGCUUUGAUGGUAGUCAGGGGUCCGGUUGGUAA
Symbiodinium sp. CCMP2456 is the source of this 381-nucleotide messenger RNA. NCBI's taxonomy places the organism in Eukaryota, Dinophyceae, Suessiales, Symbiodiniaceae. The record is from the annotation of a GenBank genome assembly.